Messenger RNA from Drosophila navojoa, 1755 nucleotides. RefSeq lists its product as uncharacterized. Gene Ontology annotation, cellular component: membrane; early endosome. The record is from RefSeq and is a predicted model, not a curated record. Lineage: Eukaryota; Metazoa; Arthropoda; Insecta; Diptera; Drosophilidae.
AGGUCGCUUUGCCAUAACUAAUAUUGCAGUUUUGGCACUUUCUAAGCGCAAAAAUAGAUCUAUUUGUUUAAACAAUUAUAUCUUUAUUUGUGCAAAGUGCACAAGUCGGCGUUUCACCUGCCUGCAUGGCAGAAAAAAUGACCAGCAUGGAUGCCACAGUGCCGGAGGCCAAAUAUCAAAAACUGGCGAGUGAAUACUCAAAGCUGCGUGCCCAAGCGCAAGUAUUGAAGAAGGCUGUGUUAGACGAGCAGGCAAAGGAGGCAAGUCUUCGUGAGCAACUGCAACAGAACGCCACAGCGCUGAGGCGAACAGAGCAAGAAGUCGACUCACUAGGAUUUCGCAACAAGCAGUUAGAGUCGCGUGUCUCCCAACUGCAGCAGGAACUAACAGUGUAUGAGCAGGCUCGGAAGAAAAAGGAGACAAACAAACGCGGGCUUUUAGGGGGCAGCAAACAUGAACCUCCCAGUGAGGCGCCAAACGUAAAUGCAGCACAGGAAGCUCUUAUCUUCGAGGAGCUUCAAAAGAAAAUAAUGGAAAACGCACAGCUGACGUCAUUGAUAGAUGACAAGCAACGCGACUUGUUGCUGCACACGGAACGCAUAUCGGAACUGGAACAGAAGCUAGAGAAGCGAAUUGGCGACCAAAAUGAAUUGGAGAAGCGGUUGCGCAAAGAAGUCGAAUCGCUGCAGCUGAGGAACUGUGAGCUCGAAACAAAACUGGUCGACGCCGCGAGCAUGCUUGGCAGUGAAGACGCUUUGAGUGCCACUGGCAGCGACAGUACGCCGCUCCACAAUCAACAGCAGCACCAGCUUAACACCAAUAUAGCCUUAACACUAACUGCCGAAGAACGCAUCGCGCUACUCGAAAAGGAGUCGGCCCAUUGGCGAGCCCAGUACGAGGUGUCUAAACUUAACCAGAGCUUAAACUCGAGCUCGAGUACCAACUCGAACACAAAUGUGGAUCUCAGCAAAACGUUGAUGGAUGCCACCAGUAUUUGCAGCUGUAGUACGGCUGCAGCCGGCAUCACCGUUAAGCCAUGCUGCUUAGAGAACAAAAGCGGCCAGCGCGCGCGCGAUUCGGUGCAGGAACCGCAAGAGCCGCCCACCAAAGAGCAGCUUAUAUAUAGUGCAUUUAGCAAAAAAUAUGAAGAGCUAUUACGUCUCAAAGCGCUGGCCGAGUCGCGUGUACGGUCAUUUGAGCAAGAGAUAUUGCAUUUGCAGAUCUGCCUUGAAAAUGCCACGCAAGAACUGAAAGCCAAGGACGAUCAACUGUCCAGCGUGGGAAGUGCCCUGCAAAUGCUCGAGGAGGAGUUGUCCACGACUCGGUAUAACUACGAGGAGCAAAUCAGCGUACUGACAGAGCAAGUGAUAAGCUUAAGCGAACAGUUGGCUGCGUGCAAAUGAAUUUCGGCUUGUCGCUUUGCUUUAUAUUACAUGUAAAUUAUAUAAAAGGGCCCGGCCACUGUCCAAAUGACUAGAUACGGCCUGCGUUCUAAGCUCUGCCCUGUUUGUAAGCUGGUUGCUUAUUGCAUAAACGAAGUUUUCAUGCAAUCAGGAAUCAACAGAGACGGAGUUAAUAAGCAAAACUUGACAUUAAGAAAAAGCCUUUAAAAAGCAAUUCAUUUCGAUAGGUCAACGACUUACCUAAUACGUAAGCCAAAUACCCAAAAACCAACUAACUGCUAUGGGACAGCAUACCAUAUUUUUUUAAAUUUACAAUCGAUGCAGUGUGUAUAUAGCUGAACAAAUAAAUUUA